CCUAGUGGUUUAGUUGCAGAUUGCAACUCCCUCUGAACAACCCUAUCUAGGGCCAGUUUGUCUAUUCUGGGCUACUGUAGAAACAUGGUGGUUUAACUGUCAUCAGAAAACUCAGCUAUUGUUUCCCCAAACCUAAUUCUUGACUAAUUUGUUUUCUCAUAAAAUUCAGAGCCACACUAUUUUCUAAGCUGUUGUCAUAUUUCAGCAUGCAGUUUUACAUGUAGUAUGCAAGAUUAGCUGCAGACUCAUUAUAUAACCUCCUCCAAAGCCUGGAGAUUAUUAUAGAUUGCAUUUAAUGACAUAUCAAUUUAUUUACUGAGUCAUUUAUUUAUUUAUAUUUUUUAGGCAGUUUUGGUCCUCCAUAUAUUAUACUGCAUGUAAAAAUAAAUCAAAUAAAAACAAAAUUAAUCAAAUAUUUCAAUAAAAUAAGCAAAAAACCUUCUUAAAAAAGAGAAGUCUUGAGAUUCUUCCUCCACAGUCUAUAAUAAGAAAAUGCAGCCAGACUUAUUUGUCUUAAUUGUUGGUUCAUUUAAUGCUGUUGUGUUCAAUGACCUGAGGCAGUGGCUGAAAGGGAUUAUUCAAAUAAUAAUAAUAAUAAUACAUUUUAUUUAUAUUCACAGCCUUUUAAUCUAGUGAUACAUUUUAAAAUCGCUUCUAAAAGAGACAGUGAUGAUGUCAAAAUGGGUGCAAUGUGAUAUAAUUGAUUACGUUUGUGUGUCUGUAUAUUUCACCAGAACCUUGAAAGUCAUUGAAAAGUCCUCCCAUUUACUACUGUGUCACAUUUGUGUUACAGUUUGGGUCUGUGUUGUUGUUUAUUAAUAUAGACGUUAAAUGAGUCUGUUUUUAGCUCUCUAAUGAGGGCUGUGAUUACAGAGUGGACUGAUAAUUACUGCCUGCACCUUCUCAGGACAAUCAUGAUGUCACCAGACGACCGAGCCCUGGAGGACCUGUUGUACUGCAGUGACCUUGGUGACGAGGCGGAGGAGGUGGAGCUGGGCAGCGGCCCGGCAGGGCUGGAGGAAAGUGUUGCUGCAGACAAUACGCCGACAGCCAUGUCCGUCCAGGAGCCAAUGAUGUGUGCCGGCUGUGGGGAGCAGGUGUGCGACCGCUUCUUCCUAUUGGCUGCAGGCAGGGUGUGGCACAGCGUCUGCCUCCGCUGCAGCCAAUGUCAGUGCGAGCUGCAGACACACCCCUCACUGUACUGGAGAGACGGAAACAUCUACUGCCAACAAGACUACUGCAGGAUGUUUGGAGGAGGUCAGUGCGCCCGCUGCUUCCAGCCAAUCCCAGCUUCUGCUUUGGUCAUGAGGUCUGGUGAGCUGACCUUCCAUCCUCACUGCUUCUCCUGCCAGGAGUGUGAUGUGAAAUUAAUACCAGGGAACCUAUACUGCAUGCAGGGCCAGAACCUCUACUGUCAGUCCCAUUACCAUGGCAACGGGAGUGUCCCGCUAUCACACGAUGUCCCACCCGAAGCAAAUCUGAAAGAAACUCAAAACCAGGUCUCAGGUGAAGGGGAGGAGUCUGUCAGCAGUCCUGAGCCACGAUUAGACAACAGAAGGACGGUUGGGCGGACUCGCAGGCGGACAAAGAGAAUCAGGACAUGCUUCCGCAGCGAGCAGCUCAGAGCGCUGGAGUCGUAUUUCGCCCAGAAGCACAACCCUGACGGCAAAGACUGGACCUGCCUCGCUCACAAGACCGGCCUCCCCAAGAGAGUCCUGCAGGUGUGGUUUCAAAAUGCUCGGGCCAAACUGAGACGUUCGAUUACCACAGACGAAUCUCAAGCCAACUCGCCCUCUGCUCCCCCGAGAGGCAUAACCGUGGCGACUGGCUCCCCGUCCUCGGCCUGCUCCCCGCCCGACCAAUCACAGCCCUUCCCCACCAGCACCAUCGACCAGCUGCAGCUCUCCCUGCUCACCGCCCCGCUCAGCGACCCACCGGUGAGUCCGGCCCUCAGCCAGUCACAUCAGCUGCAACACCCCGCCUUCUUCCUGGACUACGAUUCCCAGAGUGCACCAGGGUGUACCUCCUCUCUGGAGGCCUACGAGGACUUUGGAGAGGCAGGAGGAGGCGCAGAGGGAGAAGUUGACGCUGAUAGUUCUUUUAGACCACACUACUGUUAGUCGAGGGGUCUGCUUCUACAAUGUGAGCAACUUUUAAAAUGAGAGAAUAGUUAAGAUUAUGAUCCUUAAGAUUUCAGCUUUAAAUUUGAAGCAACAGUAGCAGAAAAUGUUAACAUCAGCAGUAAAUGAAUCCAAUCUGAUAUGUGUGUAGGACAGAGAACAGUAAACAGUGAGGCUGAUGUCAGUGAGCUCAAAUUACAAACAGUAACUCUGGAUCACAUGCUGCAUAGUUUCCUGUGACUCCUCUUGUGUGUUUAGAAGGCAAUGUGGCGGACUCCACCACUGACAAUUAAAACUAUUACAUAGAGAGGUAAUUACACAAUAUAAAUCAUAAAAAAAUCUGACUAUAAAUAGUUUUUUUAUUUAAAAUCUUAAGGAUUAUAACUUUAACAAAUGUUAUAACUCUGUUGUUGUGUGAUUCAAAUUUAACUAUGAAUCAAACUAAGCACUACAACCAGUACCUGACUGGUCAUGUCACUGUAUAAUAGACUUCUUUUGGGACUGUUAGACAAACUGAAAUUGAAACUGACUGAAAGAUAUUUUCACAAUAUGGCAAAUUAAUGCAAAAUUACAAAGAAAAUAACUGAUGUACACUGUGUUAUGCGGCAUAAUCACACCUCAAUGUUGUAUUUUAACCAGUGAAAUGUAUCGAAGGAUGAUUAACGUUAAAAGGUUGUGAUGAUAUUGCAAAUGUAGAAUUAUUGCUCAGGUUAUAAAAUGUCACUUUGGACUCUGAAAACAUACAAUAAACACAUUAUUUUAAACGUAUUGAUAGAUUAUUCAAUAAUAAAACAAAUUAUUUGUCUGUUUGGUCCUGACUCUACAUCACGUUACUUCAUGAGCCUUGUAUUCAGCCACUUUAACUGUAAUUACUCUUCCCAAGUCCCGCCCCUUUUUGAACAUCCAUCAACUUUCUCCUUUCCUGUACUUAGAUAUGCUAUGUGCUAGCUAACUAGCUAACUAAUCUACAUCAAUUGUUAGCAAAUUAGCUUGCGUUUUGCAUUAAGAUUAGCUAUGAUGUAACGAGCUAGGUAAUGAUUAAUGUAGAAGAUGUAGAUCAGUUAUUUAGUUAGCAAGCAUUUUAUUCUGUAGGUAAUCCCUGGCUAACUAGCCAUCAUUUGCUGAUGAAGUCUGUGAGAUGAGAGAGUGAAAGCUCAGGAAAAGUCUAGCAUAUGGACCUUUUCUUUAAGAAACUUUCCAAAUGUUAAGAACAACAAACACAUACUGAAACAGUCGGACAUCCAUUGAAAUCAGAUGAUUCCUGUAUGACUGGAGCUUUCUGUGUGACACU
Molecule: messenger RNA, 3411 nt
Organism: Morone saxatilis (striped sea-bass)
Lineage: Eukaryota; Metazoa; Chordata; Actinopteri; Moronidae
Product: LIM/homeobox protein Lhx9-like
Exons: 6
Coding region: 855-2120 (421 amino acids)
Biological process (GO): regulation of transcription by RNA polymerase II; neuron differentiation
Cellular component (GO): nucleus
Molecular function (GO): RNA polymerase II transcription regulatory region sequence-specific DNA binding; DNA-binding transcription factor activity, RNA polymerase II-specific
Source: RefSeq, a predicted model, not a curated record